CGGGAGGAGAGUGGACUGAGAGAGCAGCUCAUUGUUCACACACCUCUCAAGACACUGAUCUGUGUUUACGCCACGGAAUAACAACAAGGGAACAUAUUGGAGAUAACGAUAGUCUACUGCGACUACUUCAGCAGGAUGUCAACUUACAACUGGUCCUUUGAUCUAUUGAGUGAAAAAAUUGUCUGGCUUUGUCCUCCAGGGGUAAUGUGUACCAAUCUGACCCCUGGCCUGAAUGUCAGCCACAUCAAUCUGGAUAAUAGAUGUUUGCCAUACGCUGAGAAAGACAGCCUGGAAAAAUAUCUGGGUCCUCGUCGAUCACCUGUGUUCCUCCCCGUCUGCCUCAUCUACCUGAUCGUCUUUAUGGUAGGCGUGGUGGGGAAUGUGCUGACGUGUACUGUCAUUGCACGCAACAAGGUGAUGUGGACACCAACAAACUACUACCUGUUCAGCCUGGCAGUGUCAGACCUGCUGGUGCUUUUGCUCGGCAUGCCGCUGGAGCUGUACGAGCUGUGGCAGAACUACCCCUUUCUCCUGGGGAAGGGAGGUUGCUACUUUAAAACCUUCCUGUUUGAGACUGUCUGCUUGGCGUCCAUCCUCAACGUGACAGCGCUGAGUGUUGAACGUUACAUUGCCGUGGUGCACCCACUGAGAGCAAAGUAUGUUGUGACACGCACCCACGCCAAACGGGUCAUCCUUACAGUGUGGGGUGUGUCGGUGAUGUGCGCUAUUCCCAACACAAGUCUACAUGGGAUCACCAUCCUUGACAGUUGCUCCACAGGCCCUGAUGGGGUCCUAAACAGGGAGAUCCCUGACUCGGCAGUGUGUACGCUGGUGAAACCACGCUGGGUGUACAACCUGACCAUCCAGGUGACCACUUUGCUGUUCUUCAUUCUGCCCAUGCUCACCAUCAGUGCCCUCUACAUGCUGAUUGGGCUGCAGCUGAAGCGCGAGAAGAUGCAUCAGGCGCUGGAGGCAAAGUCGGGAUUUGGACAGGACAGCUUCUGUAACAUCCGCACACAACAGCAGAAGGCACGUCGCCGGCAGGUCACUAAAAUGUUGUUCGUUUUAGUGGUGGUUUUUGGGAUCUGCUGGGCCCCGUUUCACACCGACCGCCUCAUGUGGAGUUUCAUCAGCGACUGGACCGACAACCAUAUAGAAAUUUUCGGGUAUGUGCACAUCAUCUCCGGAGUGUUUUUCUACCUCAGCUCAGCGGUCAACCCGAUCCUGUACAACCUCAUGUCCACACGCUUCAGGGAAAUGUUCAAGGAGGUCAUGUGCCAUCGGUCACAUCACAUUACUCCAAGAAAAUACUCGCUUAGCGUCACACGAGUAACGCUCCGCAGCACUCUGAGUGAUGCGCCGCUCAGCAAUGGAGCCGCUGUCAUCGAGGCUGAGGUAGAAGAAGAAAGGGAAGUGAGGAUGAAGGAUGAGACCACCUUUCCAACUUCAGGGGUUUGUCAAGGUUUGUCGGUAGGGCAGCAUGGUGUUUAAAAAGAUUCUGAGUCAGUGCAUCCAUCAGCUGUCAUCAACAUCCACUUUGAACUGGUACAUCAGCCAAACACCUAAAAUAGUCUAAGUGGAAGAACUGCAGGGACAAAAAGCACACUCUUCUGCUGAAACUGUCAGACUGCAGAAUAACUGUCAACAUGAAAACUUUAUCUGUAACUCAGCAAAUCACAGUUA
This is a messenger RNA of Lates calcarifer (barramundi perch), 1683 nucleotides long. It is a transcript of the gene nmur1a, whose product is annotated as neuromedin U receptor 1a. Gene Ontology annotation, cellular component: plasma membrane. Bases 136 to 1491 code for a protein of 451 amino acids. Lineage: Eukaryota; Metazoa; Chordata; Actinopteri; Centropomidae. Gene Ontology annotation, biological process: G protein-coupled receptor signaling pathway. The record is from RefSeq and is a predicted model, not a curated record. Gene Ontology annotation, molecular function: neuromedin U receptor activity. The transcript is spliced from 3 exons.